Molecule: messenger RNA, 1806 nt
Organism: Penicillium soppii
Lineage: Eukaryota; Fungi; Ascomycota; Eurotiomycetes; Eurotiales; Aspergillaceae
Product: glycoside hydrolase family 3 protein
Exons: 1
Coding region: 1-1806 (601 amino acids)
Biological process (GO): glucan catabolic process
Molecular function (GO): beta-glucosidase activity
Source: RefSeq, a predicted model, not a curated record
AUGCCCUCCACCGGAGAGCUAAACGUCGUCUAUCGAGAUGAGACGAGGACAAUUGAUGACCGGGUUUCAGACCUUGUUAACCGCAUGACGCUGGCUGAAAAGGCUGGCCAACUCUUCCAGAACAUGCUCAUUCCGGGGCCAGAGGGUUCACUUUCGCCAGAGUUUGCAGCGUUCGGCGUCGAGGAUACCAAAGAUCUUCUUGGCAAGAAGCUCAUGACUCAUUUCAACCUUCUCGGCCCUGUUAGCGAUCCGUCAAUGAUCGCAAAGUGGCACAAUGCGGUCCAGGAAUAUGCCUUGACGCAGACCCGCUUGGGAAUACCAAUCACAUUCUCCACGGACCCCCGACAUCAUUUUACCGAAAAUGUCGGAACUGGGUCACGGGCCGGCGCUAUGAGUUUGUGGCCGGAAACCCUGGGUUUCGCCGCUCUUCGAGACCCCAAACUUGUGGAGGAAUUUGCCGAUAUUGCUCGGCAAGAAUACCUCGCACUUGGACUGCGAACAUCUCUUCACCCACAGAUCGACCUUUCAACUGAAUACCGCUGGGCGAGGAUCAAUGCCACUUUUGGCGAGGAUGCCGAUCUAUCAGGGGAGCUUGUCCAGGCUUACAUUCGUGGCUUUCAAAAUGGUCAUGAUGUGGGUCCUCAGAGUGUCUCUACUAUGACAAAGCACUUCCCUGGUGGAGGUUCCCAAAUGAAUGGAGAAGACCCACAUUUUAGCUAUGGUCGCGAGCAAUGCUACCCCGGAAAAAACCAAGAGUACCACCUGAAACCAUUCAAAAAGGCAAUCGAAGCCGGUACUCGCCAAAUGAUGCCUUACUACAGUAUGCCGGUAGGCACCGAGUGGGAGGAAGUCGGAUUCGCUUUCAACAAAGCAGUCAUCACAGAACUUUUGCGAGAGAAGUUGGGCUUUGAUGGAAUCAUCUGCACAGAUUGGGGUCUCAUCACUGACGCCAAUCUCCUCGGCCAAGAUAUGCCAGCCCGAGCCUGGGGCUGUGAACACUUGUCCGAGCUGGAUCGAACGAAGAAGAUUAUCGAUGCGGGUUGCGACCAGUUUGGAGGAGAGUCUCGACCGGAAUUGAUCAUCCAGCUAGUAGAAAAUGGCUUGAUUCCCGAAAGUCGAAUUGAUAUUUCAGUUCGCCGAGUUUUACGAGAAAAGUUUGCACUUGGUCUCUUCGACAAGCCAUUUAUUGAUGCCGAGAAUGCUGCGAAGAUCGUUGGAAGGCCUGAAUGGAAAGCAAAAGGCGAGGAUGCUCAGAGGAGGGCACAUACUCUCCUGAAGAAUGAACAAAAUGCUCUGCCACUGCGGAGGGAACUAACCGAAGGCAAGAAGUUCUACGUGGAAGGUAUCAAUGAGGCUGCCGCCGAGGCAAGGGGGCUUAAACUAGCUUCACUCGAAGAGGCUGAUAUUGCCAUCCUCCGCCUCCAAUGCCCAUACGAGCCGCGCACCGGUGGCUUUGAGGCUCAUUUCCAUGCCGGUUCACUCGAAUUUUCCACUGAAGAGCGGGCUCGACAGUCGGCAAUAUUCUCCAAAGUCUCAAUGAGUAUUGUGGACGUGUAUCUCGACCGUCCUGCCGUCAUCCCCGAUCUUGCCCGCCAGGUCACUGCAUUGACAACGAGCUAUGGAAGCAGUCAAGAAGCAUUCCUGGAUGUCAUAUUUGGUACCAAUGGCGCUGCACCCGAAGGCAAGCUUCCUUUUGACCUUCCCUGCUCCAUGCAAGCCGUACAGGAGAGCAAAGAAGACGUUCCUUUUGACACAAAAAGUGCACUGUAUCAAUUUGGAUACGGCUUAAGCUACUCUAGUGUCUAG